GUUGAGCUGCGCUCCUGUGUGCUGGAGGGAGGGGGGAUUGGGUCAUUGAGUUCAUUCGCACUACAGCAGCGGCGCCCUCCAUAGAGAUCCGCUGUCUCUCUCUCACACACACACACACUCACUCCAGCUGGCAAGAAUAUGUGUCAGAUGGAUGGUGAGGCGAAAAACAAGAUCUUUUAAAAUAUGGUGCAAACGGUACGUGCCUCCACGCUUCGCUUGACCUUUCAUCAGGACAAAGGAAGUCGAUGAGCCGUUUUAAGCGUAGCCGCUGCUGCUGCCAUUUUCGGGUCAAUCGAGGAGACUCGCCGGAGCUUGAGCUGUCGAUAAGCGGAAUAAUACAGAGCCGAGAGAUGGAGCGCCGUGAAUGAUUAUGGCCGAUAGUCACCGGAGGGGCACGGAUAGAGGCAGAGGCAGAAUGACAUCAGGAUACUCGCAGCAGUUUGUCAGCAGCAAAGCGUCAGACAUUCAGGAGCUCGCGUCCAAGCGCGUGGACAUCCAAAAGAAGCGCUUCUACCUAGACGUGAAGCAGAGCACCCGCGGCCGCUUCCUGAAGAUUGCCGAGGUGUGGAUCGGCCGUGGGAGACACGACAACAUCCGCAAGAGCAAACUCACGCUCUCCAUGUCCAUGGCACCCGACCUGCGCUACUGCCUGGGAGACUUCAUCGAUUAUUACGCGCACAUCGGGCUCCGAGGAUGCCAGGCGGCGGAACGCCGGCCGGAAGAGCAGAGCAACGGCCAGGGCCGCGCGCCGGACUCUCGCCGGAGAGCUGAGCAGGCGGCGUCACCCAACGGCUCCGGUGCGUCCGAAGAGCAGACGCACCGGGUGCUGAAGAGUGAGUUCAUCGAGCGGGACAACAGGAAGUACUACCUGGACCUGAAGGAGAACCAGCGCGGACGGUUUCUGCGCAUCAGGCAGACCGUCACCCGAGGACACGGGAGCAUGGGCUACUACGGCCAGGGCAUCGAGCAGACCAUCGUGCUGCCCGCGCAAGGGCUCAUCGAGUUCCGAGACGCGCUGUCUCAGCUGAUCGACGACUACGGCGACGACGAGCCCGAGCGGGCCUGCGCGCGGAACCACGACGAGUCUCCAGAGCUCCCCGAGGCGGCGUCGUUCCGCGUCGACAACAAACGCUUUUACUUCGACGUGGGCUCAAACCGGUUCGGCGUGUUCCUGAAGAUCAGCGAGGUCCGGCAGCCCUACAGGAACACCAUCACCGUCCCUCUGAAAGCCUGGGCGCGAUUCGGCGAGAACUUCAUGAGGUACGAGGAGGAGAUGCGACACAUCUUCAGCUGCCAUAAAGAGAAGAGGACAGACACGGAGGAGCAGGAGGAUUGACGCAAACUACUUUUCUGAUUUUCUCUUGUUAUUAGUUGUAUCUCUAGUCUCUGCUCUGCUAGUGGACGAGCGCGAUGGCACUUUCCCCGCUCGGCCCCUUCCGUUCAUGUCUAUUAUUGCAGUUGAUUUAAAUCUGUUAGGCAGCAUCCAAGCGGCUCUGCUGUAUGUGUGUGGGACCGAACAGGUGCAGUCUUUCAGUGUGUGCGUGUGUGUGUGUGUGUGUGUGUGAUAGAGAGGGCAUAUUUGGUCUCUCUACAUGUAGUAAUUCCUCCCAGGCUUAACGUAUGAGGCUGCUGUGCAAUUUAAAAGCUGGGAAUCAAAUAAUCAAGAUCUUAUAAAGCACUUAUGUCAGAGUUACGAUCGUUCAGAACGAUCAAGUGCAGAGUAGGCAAUUUGAUGGUACAAAGUGAAGGUUAUUUCUUUUGAUGCUUGAAGUUUGACUUCAUCUCAAUGAUCAAAAGAGCUGCAACACUUUACCAUUGCACAAAACUACUUUCCCCAUCUGAAAAUCAGAAACCAAAAAGUGCAUUAAUAUUUAUCUUAUUUGGAUGUUAUUUACGCACUAGCCCACUGAAAAAUGUCGAAUUUAUGAGGCUUUGUGAAAUCUAUAGAGCAUCAAAUAAUGACUGAUAUAACGUGAGAAUCUUUUAGAAAUGGCUUUAUAUAACAGAAUAAUGAAUUUUAGCUCUAUCAUGACGAUUCAAAUGCUGAAUCACUAGUGUGCAAUAUAUUAUUUUCAUCAGCCCCUGUGAGUGGGCUUAAAUGAAAACUGCAAAAGCAAAGAGAACAUAAAAUAGUAAAUGAUUUUAAUUUUAAGACCUCUGAUUUCAAUUUUAACUUUAACUUAGAGUGUGCUCUUAUGUGUGAUGUUGAAAAUAGUUGUCGCAUUGGGGAUUUACACAGAUUUUGACAUGACGUCAUUCUGCUCAAAACAUCAGUUGUGUUUAAAAUAAAUGUUUAUACAUUUAUCCCACUGCUAAUAAGUAAGCUUUAAUUUAUUUAAAAUGUUUGAUAAAAUUUGCCACAUCCCCAGAAUGUCCGUUUUUCCAUUUUCAUUAGUUUUAAAACACAUAUUGUGCAUACUAUGCACAGUAUGCAUUUUGCAUACCUAAUUUCAUUUGAAUAUAACACAAGCAGUAGUACUGUACACUGUAAAAAAAAAAAAAAAAAACAACAACGUAAUUUAACUUUUUUUUUCGGUAGCUAAAUUACUGAAAUUUACCGUAAAAAUAACAGACGUUAAAUUACAGAAAUUUACCAGAUAUUUAGAUUUAAGAAUUUCUAUAAUUUACCGUCUGUUAUUCUACAGUAAAUUUCUGUAAUUUAAGGGCCAUUAUUUUACAGGUUUUUUCGGCACCCCAGCUAUUAAGCAUAAAAUUAUGGAUUUUUUACAGUAUGUUGUAUUCUGAAAUGCACAAAAAGCAUGUUAACUCUAGUUGCCUUUUUAAAACUUUAUUUCCUGGGGUUGUAGCAAUUAGAGGCAUGAACGUUCAUGCAAUUAUUUUCUCGUUAAAGCACAAUUAAAUUUAGAAUUUUUUGCGUUGGUUUUAGGCUUGUUUAUUUGUACUGUAACAAUUGCCCAGCUUACAAAAGCAAUUUGCUUAGGCACUUCUGUUGACAUAUUUAGAGGUUUCAGCUAUCAACAGCUAACCUAAUGGUUUUUCCUCAGUUCACAAGUGUAUGUGUGUGUUUGUGUGUGUGUGAGUGAGUGAGUAUUUAUCCUUAAUAUGACUGAAUUAUGGGUAUGUUCUAUUGGUUGGUGUUAAAUUGCUGAUCUAUAACAGACACCUCCUCCAGGAAGCACUUUAUUCAAACAGCACUUUGAGCUGCUUCACCUGCUUUACCACUGCAAAGAGGACCUUCAUUUGUGCCCCAUGUAAGAACGAGUGACAAUCGUGCUCUCCAAUGAACACCUCAGCCUUUCAGAAGUGCAUUCAUCUGUUUGCUCUUUGCACUUCUCGGUUUAUUUCAAUCAGAUUAGGUUGCGAUGUGUUAUUUCAAGGGAGUCUGAUUAGCAUAUUUCUGACACCCUGUAUUCAGUCUGUGAUUGUAUUGUUCUCAUUGUCUGGUUUGUUUCCUGUGACUGUAUGCACACCAUUUUCUUACAAAAAAGGGCUGCUAUUGGAGGCUGUAUAUACUAGUGUCGCUCAUAAAGCCUAGUAUUCAGAUUACAUGUUUAUAAAGAAGGAUAGUUGAUUUUUUCCCCCUUAUUUUAGCUUGAUUUUUAUCCUAUCAAGGGCAUCAACAAAUUAGUUGCCUAAAAAUAUAUAUUACCUGACAAAUGUCUUGUCGUUGAUCCCAGUGUUAAGAGCAACAAAUAAUAACUUGAUUUUUAGUUGACUUGACUUUUAGUUGAUCAUUUGGAAAAGUGCAGAAGGUAGAUGAAGGUAGAUUGUUUUUUCCAAUGAAUCAUCUGUUGAACUGCAUCCCAAUCAUCACAAAUACUGCAGAAGACCUAUUGGAAACUGCAUGGACCCAAGAUUCUCACAGAAAUCAGUAAAGUUCGGUGAAGGAAAAAUCAUGGUUUGGGUUUACAUUCAGUAUGGAGUUUGUAAGAGAUCUACAGAGUGGAUGGCAACAUCAAUGGCCUGAGUUAUCAAGACAUUUUUGCUGCCAAUUACAUCACAAACCACAGGAGAGGGCAAAUUCUUCAGCAGGAUAGCACUCCUUCUCAUUCUUCAGCCUUCACAUUAAAGUUCCUUAAAGCAAAGAAGGUCAAGGUGCUCCAGGAUUGGCCGGCCCAGUCACUAGACAUGAACAUUAUUGAGUAGGCUAGGGGUAAGAUGGAGGAGGCAUUGAAGAUGAAUCCAAAUAAUCUUGAUGAACUCUGGGAGUCCUGCAAGAACACUUUCUUUGCCAUUCCAGAUGCUUCUAUACUGUACAUUAUUUCUGUUAAGUAACAAGACUUUUGUCUAAGCAAAGUCAGACCUUACUGUCCCAAUUAAAUAAUUAAAAAUCAAGGCAUGAUCAUAUUUUAUUUUGGUAAAUAAGUAAUAAUCUAAAGGCCUCUCCCCUUUAUAUAAGUCACUUCUGAUACCAAAUGAUCAACUAUAAGUCAAGUUAUUAUUUUUUGUUCUUAAAACUUGGAUAGGCAACAAGGUAGUGUAAAAGCUACGUGUGGCAAUUUAUUCUAUUUAUGUUUUUUUUUUCUCCUACGAAGCAGUAAAUGUGUAAAGCUGGCGUGAAAUGGAUAAACCAUGUGCACUUUAAAAAUCUAAGUACAGGUUUGUUCCCAACAAAGAAAUGAGAAGUAUGCUUGUUAUACGUGUAUGUGCAAUGCAUGACCACAAGAGAGCAGUGUUCAUAAGAUGUUUUUUCCUUUUCUUUGUCUAUAGGCGGUAAACAAAUGUUGCUCAAGUACACACACACAGAGUUUAAUACACUGGUGGCUGAUUUCAUUUCGACGAGUCCUUGAGAUGUUCUGUAGUCUUAGUGGAAACAUCUGUCAGCUUAUAAGGCCAUUUCAAAAUGCUAUAGUAUUGCAGCUAUAUCAGAGUUACUCUAAACACUUGAAUUCAUCAAAUUGGACUGUUAUGCAUAAUAUGUAUCAAAGUCACCGUUUUCAACCCAUAGGCCUUAAAAUCAUUACACCGCAGUUGUAAUGAUUGACUUUAGGGUUACGAGUUGUUGUUGAUGUUGUUCCAACGUAGUUUGCCUUCAUCUUUAAAACAUAACAUUUUGUACGUGUGAUGUAAGAUGACAAAAGAAAUGGGGGAAAACAAGUGUUUCGAAUGCGACAACAUGACCUCGCAAAUAAAAUAAAACAGAGAAAUAUUUUAAGCUCGGGAAAUACUAGAGCAGACAUGCAUACGUUUCUGUAAAUGUUCUUGAUAGUUGUGUGGGUAAUGUGACGUUCUAAAAAAAGAAAACAGGAUGGUUGUUCACAAGCUCUCUUGGGUUGUUCCUUUUUUAAUAUUUGUGUUGACCAUCUGCAGUUGGAUUUAAGAUGUGUCAGUCAGUGUGUUUGUUCGAUGAUUUUAAAAGAUGGCUCAGUUUUAAGAAAUGUUUUGGUGUAUCUUUAGGUAAUGUAAUGUAGUGCGUCCUCCUGUAGAGCUUUCAAAUAUUAUACAACCCGAAAAACAAGAAAGAAAUGGUUCUGUCUAGUAGCACUUUCUUUAAUGUGAGUACUGUAUUAGUUUCUGUUUAACAUGUAUGGUACAGUAUGAAUAUUCCUGGUUUGCCUUGUAAUGUUUUUAAAAGGUUGAAAUGUGUAGGAUACAUAUCUGAAGAAAUAUGACGUUUUCAAUUUGACGUUUGUGCAUGCCAACAGUAGGGUCCUGACGAACUUCAAAUAUAUCUGAACAAAAAAAAACAUUGGUGCUAUGUGAAAACAUAUAAAGGUGCUGAACUGGACCCUAGCUGCAUGCCUGUUGAAUGACAAUGGAAACAGUAGUAGAGCAAACACGAGGCGAGGCGCUGCCAUCUGGAGAUCGAUGGCGAGAUGCCCUUUCUCAACAAAAGCAGUUUUGCGUAACUGUAAAUCAUGCAUACUUCCAAAAUGCAGAGUUGUGAGUCUGCGUCCCAGUCGUGUACGGUGGCUCCCUGCGCUCAAGUCUGACUUUAUUCACCAGUUACUUUGAACAAGAUGGCUAAAACAAUGUUAGAAAAAUAUGUCAGACAUGCAAACAGGGAGAAGCCAAUCUACUAAGACUGGUACUAUCGCAGCACAUUACAGUUAAAUCAGUUGCGCUGUCGAUGUCUCAUGGUGGAUAUCCUCACUAAAGUACUUGCUGAAAUGUAAUGCUUAUUUACAGUUACCCAGUAAUUGUGUGUAAAAGUUCCACAGACAAUCUAAUAAAGUACAAUUUUUUAUGUUUAACGUGUGUCUUUUGAUCAACUCGUGUGAGAUCUUUGGCCAACAAUCAAUAUUUUAUUGACAUAUAAGCAUAUGCUGGCCA
This is a messenger RNA of Danio aesculapii, 6234 nucleotides long. It is a transcript of the gene purg, whose product is annotated as purine-rich element binding protein G. Bases 365 to 1336 code for a protein of 323 amino acids. Lineage: Eukaryota; Metazoa; Chordata; Actinopteri; Cypriniformes; Danionidae. Gene Ontology annotation, molecular function: DNA-binding transcription factor activity, RNA polymerase II-specific; purine-rich negative regulatory element binding; RNA polymerase II transcription regulatory region sequence-specific DNA binding. Gene Ontology annotation, cellular component: nucleus. The record is from RefSeq and is a predicted model, not a curated record. Gene Ontology annotation, biological process: regulation of transcription by RNA polymerase II. The transcript has a single exon.